This is a messenger RNA of Acytostelium subglobosum LB1, 615 nucleotides long. RefSeq lists its product as hypothetical. Gene Ontology annotation, biological process: cytoplasmic translation. NCBI's taxonomy places the organism in Eukaryota, Evosea, Eumycetozoa, Acytosteliales, Acytosteliaceae. The annotation marks the transcript as partial. Gene Ontology annotation, cellular component: cytosolic large ribosomal subunit; ribosome. The transcript is spliced from 2 exons. The record is from RefSeq and is a predicted model, not a curated record. Gene Ontology annotation, molecular function: structural constituent of ribosome; RNA binding.
AUGGGUGCCUACAAAUACUUACAGGAGCUUUACAAGCAUAAGCAGUCUGACGCUAUUCGCUUCCUUCUCAGAGUCAGAUGCUGGGAAUACAGAAACCUGCCAGUGUGCCACCGUGCCACUCACCCAAGCCGUCCAGACAAGGCUAGACGCUUGGGAUACAAGGCCACUCAAGGUUUUGUUGUAUAUCGCAUCCGUGUCCGUCGCGGAGGCCGUAAGAGACAGGUUCCAGGUGGUCGCACCGGUGGUAAGCCAAAGACCCACGGUGUCAACGAGCUGAAGCCAAGCCGCAACUUGCGCUCUGUCGCUGAGGAGCGUGUCGCCCGCAGAUGCCCCAACCUGCGUGUGCUCAACUCGUACUGGGUCAACCAGGACUCCACCUACAAGUACUUCGAGGUUAUCUUGCUCGACCACUCCCACCAGUCGAUCCGCAACGACGCCCGCUACAACUGGAUCUGCAACCCAGUCCACAAGCACCGUGAGCUCCGUGGUCUCACCGCCGCCGGUGUCAAGGCCCGUGGUCUCAACAAGAAGGGAGGUCGUCAUGCCGCCAAGGCCAGACCAUCCGUCCGCGCCAACUACAAGAGAAGAAACACCCGUGUCUUCAGAAGAUACAGA